AUGUCAUUAUUGCCAAAAUGUUCAAAAUAUGAUCCUGAUACUAAAAGAAACCACUAUAUUGAUAAUUCUUUUAACUUAACAAACCCAUACUCAACAAUAUUUACACCAAACCCAUUAUCUCCUACACCCUUAAUACCAGUACAACAAACUCUAUCUUCUUUUAUUCCUUUAUCACCAUUAUCUUCAUCAAGACUUCAUACAAAUCACUUACCUGACUUCUCUUUUAACUUAAACAUUGCAACUUAUAAUAUCCAAGGCUUUAAUAAUCCAGAAAAGAAGCUCUUAAUGGAAGAAUAUU
Messenger RNA from Cetraspora pellucida, 298 nucleotides. NCBI's taxonomy places the organism in Eukaryota, Fungi, Glomeromycota, Glomeromycetes, Diversisporales, Gigasporaceae. The record is from the annotation of a GenBank genome assembly.